UAAACCCGAGCUUGUAAAGUGGGAAGAGGAGGAGGAGAGGGGGGAAGAAGGGCGGGCACAAGCCUUUCCUCAAAGUCAAUAUUCUAUACUUUUGGUACUCCUUCACGCUGGAUUUCAGUUCUCCUUUUCACAGACGUUCCUAGAUCUAGGACACCGAUCUACCGGGCGCAGCCUUCCACGGUGCGAUAAAAAGUAUCCGGCAAACAAACAGCGAGCCGGGGCACGAGGAAACCCGGAGCACAGUGAGCACCGCGGCGGGGACCGAACACUGGACCAUCGGGGCAUCUCUUUUUUGUACCCAAAGAAGGGGGACGUGCACGUACAAAGUGCUGACCUGUUUCGCGGAUGCAUUUUAGAAGAUAAUCAGAGGAGCACGGCCGGUGCAAAACCUCCAAUGGAUAUACCUGAAGACGCAGCAUCAUCCACCCGGAGCAGCGCCACUCUUUCCCCGCGGGACUCCGCUCUCUGAGGGCAUGGACCCGCGUUAACAACUCCCACCCAACUCCCCUGCAACACUAUGGUUAAAGUGUAUGCCGAGAUUAAGCUCUGUAACAUUAUCCGCCUCUCCACCCAUCAGAAACAAGGAAGCGUCCCUCCCUCGGCAGUUUGGGACCGUCAAUAUCUGAGAAGAGACACUGAGUUACAGAAAAAGAUCCAGUGUCCUCCUGACAUUUAGGGGAAUCUAAAACCCUGGAGGAGAGUUGUGUGCAUUUACAUCCAGCGUUUCACUCUCAGUACAGCAGCAUGGCGGUGGGGAUGUCCAUUAUUUCCUUAUGAUCUCCGCUCCAUGCGCGUCACCCCUUCUCUGAGCUCCGUGGCCCCCUCACCCUGCGCCGGACCCGGCUCCAAUCACCACCCCCCCUGACCUGCCAUGCUCCUCCAGGCCGUGUUUCUGCUGCUGCUGCACUGCUUAGCCUCCACGCUGGGCCAGUACGAACUGUGCAAGUCCCUGGUGAGCACGGAUGAGGGCCCGGUGUGGGAGCAGUACGCGUGCCAGCCGAAAACCGCCUCCAUGAAAGACCACAUGCGGAUCAAAGUGGAUCCGCCAGGAAUAACUUGUGGAAACCCACCCGAGAGGUUCUGCACUCUGGAGAACCCAUAUCUGUGCAGUGACGAGUGCGAUGCCUCUAACCCGGACCUGGCCCACCCCCCCCAGCUGAUGCAGGACAAAGAGCGCACCGGCCUGCUCACAUACUGGCAGACGGUGACUUGGAGAAGCCACCCCGAGCCCCUGCUGGCCAACAUCAGUAUGUCCUGGAACAAGAGCCUGGAGCUCUCCGACGACAUCCAGGUCACCUUCGAGUACGGCCGCCCCACCAUCAUGGUUCUGGAUAAGUCCAUGGACCACGGGCGCUCCUGGCAGCCCUACCAGUACUACGCCGACGACUGCAUGGACGCCUUCAACAUGCAGCCCAAACUUGUGGCCGACCUCUCGCCCGCUAACAUCACACGGGUCAUCUGCACCGAGCAGUACUCGCGCUGGGUCGGCUCCAAGAACGACAAGAACGUGAAGUUCGAGGUGCGGGCGCGUUUCUCUGUGUUCGCGGGGCCGCGGCUACAGAACAUGGACAGCCUGUACACCCGCAUGGAAAGUAUGAAGGGAUUGAGGGACUUCUUCACCUUCACCAACCUGAGGAUGAGGCUGCUCAGGCCCGCCCUCGGAGGCACCUACGUCCAGAGAGACAACCUGCUCAAGUACUUCUACGCCAUCUCCAACAUCGAGGUACCUGCCAGGUGUAAGUGUAACCUCCACUCCUCCCAGUGCCUGCUGCUGGACGGGAACCUCCAGUGCCAGUGUGAACACAACACCACAGGCCAGGACUGCCAGCGCUGCAAGAAGGGCUUCAAAGCCAAGUCCUGGAAGGCAGGGUCCUACCUGCCGACCCCCAACGGGACCCCCAACUCCUGUACAAUUGCUGGUUCCCCCUCCGGUUCUAACUGUGAGUGCUACGGCCACUCCAACCGCUGCAGCUACAUCGACUACCUGAACAUCGUGACGUGCGUCAGCUGCAAGCACAACACCCGAGGCCAGAACUGCCAGCACUGCAGGCUGGGAUACUUCCGCAACGCCUCUGCCGAGCUAGAUGAUGAGAACGUGUGCAUCGAGUGCAACUGCAACCAGAUGGGUUCUGUUCAUGACCGGUGUAACGGCACGGGCUACUGCCAGUGUAAAGACGGAGCCGCGGGGGCCAAGUGUGACGACUGUCUGCCCGGAUACUACUGGAAACAAGGCUGUUACUCUAACGUUUGUGACGAGGAGAUGCUCCUGUGCCAGAACGGAGGAACAUGCAACCAGAACCAGAAGUGCAUCUGUCCUCCAGAGUUUAAGGGGGUCCUGUGCCAACAGUCCCGCUGCGAGGCAGGCAAAGACUGCAGCGCCGCCCCCCCCCUGCACCUCAGCACGGCCGCCCUGCUGCUCUGCACUCUGCUAGCAAACCUGCUGAACACGUUAACGCCCCACUGAGCCACCAAACCCCCUUGGACCAGGGAGUGUGUGUUUAUGUGUGUGUACGCCAGGCCAGGGGUCUGAAGGGCCGCCUGGACGCGUUGAACACACACGGCAGCACUCGCAAAGAGCUCACUCACACAACACGAACUAGCCCCUUUCAAACACAUAAAUACACACACGCACACCUCACAGGACUGUUAUGAUACCGAGUGUGUGCUCAGGUGUGAGGAAAAAAGAGGAGCGACCUCAGAGAAAAAAGAUGCAGACGGAAAGAGGGGGGGGGAAUCAUACCAACCACUGUUCCCUUUAUUCCUGAGCUGGAGCAAUGCGCAUCAAACCAAAAAGCAUAAACACUUAAGUCACCACUGUUUCACUUCUAAGGGAAUGGCUGUUACACACAUGUGGACCUUUUCUUUUGUCCUUUUUCCUUGGUUGGAUGACACCUCCGUCUGACUGACGGCCGACGUGUGUGUGUGGGAACACUCGACGGCGUUCGAUCCCGCUGCUGAGGCCUACAUAGUAUAUUAACCAGGUUUCAUUUCCUCUCAGAAGAUGAGACUUGAUUUUACAUUUAUUCUAUUUCUGCUGCUUUUCUUUUUUUAAUAAUUAUAUCUUGAGUCAUUGUAUCUAAUGUGCCCACUGACAGUCGCUGAGAUUAUACUUAUUAUAUUAUAUCCAGGGGGUUACAAAUUAUAAAAAAAGAAUUUAGUCACUAUUGUGGAUGUUAUAGGAAUGAGUGAUUGUUGCCACACUUAGCGAGAUUUAAUCUUCACACAGUAUUCAGGAAGCAGAAUUUAACAGAAUUUAACUUAUCAGAAGUUUAAAAGAGAGAGAAAAAGAUAUCGACCACGUAUCACUAUUAUAUGACAUUAUUUGAAUAUUUUUUGUAGAAAUUAUUUUUGUUUGGAGUUACAAUAAAUUAUAAAGAAUGACAUUUACAA
Molecule: messenger RNA, 3390 nt
Organism: Gymnodraco acuticeps
Lineage: Eukaryota; Metazoa; Chordata; Actinopteri; Perciformes; Bathydraconidae
Product: netrin-G2
Exons: 8
Coding region: 872-2464 (530 amino acids)
Source: RefSeq, a predicted model, not a curated record